AUGGUGGGGGCGGAAUUGACGCCACAGGUAGGUUGACUAGUUAUUGCCUCCGUUAUUGUGCAUCGCAGUAAAUAACUUUACGAGCGUCCUGCUAUGUUAAGCCGCCACUUGCCAGAUUUUGUAAAGCUCCUUCUAACUGCUCUAAAUCCCUUUGGAGGUGCGAUUGUUGAAACGAGAAUUUUAUUCGCCUGACUUUUCGGAUCCGCACUCGAAUCCGUUAUUAGAGACAGUCACAGAUGGAUGCAGUAGCCAAACAAGCACAUACUUAUUGUGAUUAACAGUUCCCGCAAUCAUUGCCGCUGCGCGUAAUUGGUGAAAUGAUAGGUUCAGGGGAGAAUCCGAGUCAUCAGGCGAAUAAAAUUCUUAACAGCUUUUUCAAAUACAUCUGUAACUGUGGAGCUAUCUCUGCUUAUGUGCAAAAUCGUAGGUAGAGUGUAGAGAUGAGCUUGAUACAAGGCUGCAUGAAAUGAACUCCUGAAGCCUUUCUGGAUUGCAUUCGAGGGCAUCGUUCGCAAGUUUUUUGUCCGGGAAAACUUGGGCUGGAAAAGGAAUUAUGUAAUCGAUCAAAAACAAAGCAAUUCUGCAUUCUUGGACCAAAACUUGCCUACGCACAAACAACUAAGCAAAACUGUACACCAUGACAUCAAAUUUACUGCAUAAAAGACCGAGUAAUUAACGCGUGCACUGAAAUUCCCGAUCUAACAUGAUAGAGACUAGGCAUUUCUUCGGUGUGUUAGGGCUUCAAAACUGCCUUUUGUACUGAAUAAUGCAAUACAAUGAGACUAGUUCUCCCUUAAAUGAACUAAAAUAAACCAUACUGUGUCGCUAAAUAAGUAUGGUAGACCGUCCUUUGGAAUUAGACAAGUCGUAAGUUUCGAAAUGCCAGUGAAGGCCGAUUGUGAGUUUGAAGGUUGGAUUCUAGAACUAGUUAGUUAUCAAGUAGAAACAUCAUGACACCGAAGAAGACAUAAUUCGCUGCGACAAGUUAUAUACGAAUGACAAAGAAUUGCGAAAUCUUCUCAGAUUGGUGAUGAGAAAGUAUUGGUGAAUGCCCUUCCAUAGCAUCCUUUGUCCUCUACCCUAAUAAUCAAUAGGAGCGCGCUCUGACGCAGCCGAUCAUAUCACGGGCGAUCAGCCGGUAUCUCAUGAUCGAAGAAUGCGCCAAUUGCAUGGCCCUGAUUCAAAACUGGGACGGCCGGAGCUGCAGUCGCUAUAGAAUGACCGAGAAGUUUCGCAAACCCAGCAAGGAACUCGUGAAACUGCUCACCACAGAAGACAAGAAACUGCAUCUCAGUCUGGGUGAUCCCUGUGGACCGACCUACGUAGGCGGUGCCUGUCUCAUGCUCUACAAACUUAUGUCUGAGACCGGACCCUGUAAUCUCGUGACGCUGGACCUGCGCAACCAGCGUAUCAGCAUCUUUGACCACCUGCGCAUCUACAGACCACGACCUACUACCGACGAUGAGACCAUGUUGCCCUACCUAGAGAAGAUUGUGGUCAAUGUGAAGAUGGAUAUGGAGGGCACGAUGGAACAUUACCCACCCCUGGCGGAGCCCAAGAAGGUGCGAAGUAUGAAGGUCAUCCUGAGCGGACUUUUUAAGCACGAACAGACAGACCGUUUCCUCGAGACCUGGGAUUUCACACGUAAAUUCACCCUUGCUGGGGAGGCCCCGCUGGACAGUGAUGAGGAGUUCUUCAACCACUACGAAGACUUCUCCAUGCCCACAGUCAGGACCCUGAGCCUGCCGGUCAACUCGCCGAUCCUCAAACGCAACUCCUUACGUUUUGUCUAUCCCAAAAUAGAGAAGGUCAUCUUGACGAAUAUUCGAGAUGCCACGGUGCCCAUCGACCUGACGGAGGUUAUGAGCCGCUUUCCCGACGCUGAGGUGGUCUUCUCCGGCAAGCGAAAGACGCCUCUGUCUGGGAACCUGGAGCCUUGCGAAAAGUGUGGCGCUGGUGUGACAGAACGUGUCCAGUGGAAUGUGGGCUUGACGGCGCAGACGGCCUACAGUGACCAGUCCGUGUUCCUACUCUCCUGCUCUACCAUGGCCAUCGCUGAUCAGCGAAUCGACCCACUGGACGUGAGCCUAGUCUACUUGCAGGGACGGCCUGCAGUUCUGAACAGGGAGAACAGCUCGGGCGAGACAAGCACCGCCGAAAAACUAAUCAGGACUCGACAUGCUGAGAUCCGACAUCUCAUCUUCGAGGCCUGUAAAGAGGGCGCCUAUGAGCAUGAGGAUGAACUACUCAACGAGCUGGCUACAUUCUGCAAGGAUAAAUUUCUCAAGCUCUUGACUCUGUGCAAGGCCAGUCUGACCAGACUAGAGGUCUCGGCCGAAUUCUGCUUCGGUUGCAGUCUCGAUUCAACUGUAGACAGCCAGAUCAGGUCUCUGAAAGGCGCCUUUACGAAGGUCACCGAGCUGAGCAUUGAGCCGGAUCGCCACAUGGAUUUCGAGCGCUUCAAAACGCAGGCGGUCUCUUCGAAGAAGCUGGGAUCAUUCCUCCGUAUGUUCCCCCAUCUCACCACCCUGAGAUUCUGCGCUGGGAAGUGGGUGCGCUGGUCGAACCUUGACGUUCUUCUCGCCGCCUGUCCCCGCCUGGAGAAGCUCUACGUCGGGACCAGCACCGUGGACAUGGAGACGGCUCUGCAGACUGCAACGGCACACCCUGUGCGGACCCUAGUGUUCGACUUCCCCGAGGCUGAGGUGCCCUGCGACUUUAGUGGGCUGCGAAAGUGCCAGGAGACAGAAUACCUUCUCCUCCGCACCAGCUGGAGGGAUGAACUGGAUGACGAGAUUCUUCAGAACUGCUUCAGAGUUAUGCCCCGCCUUCGAUGGCUCAUAGUCGUCAUGAAUCAUGUGGACUUCAGUCUGGUGGGGUACUGUGAUGAACCAGGAAGCGGCAAGGUCGAGUUAAAAUCGCACAGUUAUGCCGAUCCAGAGCUGUUGGCUGCGGCCUAUCCACAACUACACUCAAUUUUCUGGACAGACAUACUCAUGAAAUAA
Molecule: messenger RNA, 3005 nt
Organism: Spirometra erinaceieuropaei
Lineage: Eukaryota; Metazoa; Platyhelminthes; Cestoda; Diphyllobothriidea; Diphyllobothriidae
Source: the annotation of a GenBank genome assembly